Molecule: messenger RNA, 1871 nt
Organism: Euleptes europaea (tarantolino)
Lineage: Eukaryota; Metazoa; Chordata; Lepidosauria; Squamata; Sphaerodactylidae
Gene: DMPK
Product: DM1 protein kinase
Exons: 15
Coding region: 1-1818 (605 amino acids)
Biological process (GO): actomyosin structure organization; peptidyl-threonine phosphorylation
Cellular component (GO): cytoplasm; cytoskeleton
Molecular function (GO): ATP binding; protein serine/threonine kinase activity
Source: RefSeq, a predicted model, not a curated record
AUGGCGGCCGAGGUGCGGCUGAAGCAGCUGGCGGAGCUGGCGCUGGACCGCCGCGUCGUGGGCUUGGAGACCCUGCUCGACCUCCUGCUGUGCGUGCACCGCGAGCUCCGCGCCUCGCCCCUGGCCGCCCACCAGCACGUCCGCCAGUUCUUGCAGUGGGCGGAACCAGUGACCACUAGAUUGAAAGAACUUCAGUUGCAACGAGACGAUUUUGAGAUCCUGAAAGUGAUCGGCCGAGGUGCCUUCAGCGAGGUGGCGGUGGUGAAGAUGAAGAGGACUUCUCAGGUGUACGCCAUGAAAAUAUUGAAUAAAUGGGACAUGUUGAAACGGGGCGAGGUUUCCUGUUUCCGGGAAGAGAGGGACGUCCUGGUGAACGGAGACAAGCGAUGGAUCACCCAGCUGCAUUUCGCUUUCCAGGAUGAGAACUACCUGUAUCUGGUGAUGGACUACUAUGUUGGGGGUGACCUUCUGACACUGCUGAGCAAAUUUGGGGACCGCAUCCCCAUGGAGAUGGCUCGAUUCUACUUGGCUGAGAUGGUGAUGGCCAUAGACUCCAUACACCGCAUGGGCUACGUGCACAGGGACAUUAAACCGGACAACAUCUUACUUGACCGAUGUGGACACAUCCGGCUGGGGGACUUUGGUUCCUGUCUCAAGCUCCGCGAAGAUGGAACGAUCUGCUCGACCAUUGCAGUGGGCACCCCGGAUUACCUCUCCCCUGAGAUCCUGCAGGCCGUAGAAGAUGGAGCUCAUUCCUACGGCACAGAAUGUGACUGGUGGUCCCUAGGGGUGUUUGCCUAUGAAAUGUUCUUCGGUCACACACCCUUCUUUGCUGACUCGGUUGUGGAAACUUAUGGCAAGAUCAUCCAUUUCAAAGAGCAUUUCCAGUUCCCGCUGUCCGCACCGGAAGUCCCUCCAGAAGCCCGGGCCUUAAUCGAAGGGCUGAUCUGUCCUCGAGAGGUGCGGCUGGGGAAGAAUGGGAUACGGGACUUCCAGGAGCACCCUUUCUUUGUGGGUGUGGACUGGGAGAACCUGCGGAACUGCACGCCACCGUUUGUGCCUGAAUUCGCCAAUGCCACGGACACGUGCAACUUCGAUGUGGUGGACGAUUGUCUCACUGACAUGGUGAGCGGGGGAGGGGAGACCCUGUCAGACGUGAUCGAGAGCUCUCCGCUUGGAGUGAACCUGCCCUUCGUGGGAUAUUCCUACACCUACACGGCCAUGAAACAGAAUGAGCCUGAGGAAAGAGGCUGCGGCGAGAUCAGCAUGGAGAUCGACUGUACCAGGAGGACCCCAUCGGGGGAGCAGACGCCAAAACACCCCACUGAGGAGCUGGCGUGCAAGCUGCCAGAUGGGCAGAAGCUGGAUCUUGCCACGUUUCUGGAGCUGCAGACGGCGCUGGAAGAAGAGCUGAGGAGCCGGGAGAUGCUGUGUCAGGAGCUGAGCGUCGUCAAGGUGGCCAACCAGACCUUUGCCAGCCAACUAAAGGAAGCCGAGAACCGCAACUCGGAACUGGAAGCGCAGAUCAAGCGUUUGGAGGAGCAGAUCGAAGGGAUGAAAACAGCGAGAGAGGAAGCUGCUCUGGGGUGGAGCCCUCGCCCCCACCCUUUCUUGUGCUGCGUGGAGCGCUCUGCUGAUCAAGGCGGCACCAUGGCAUCUCGGCUCUGUGAAUACCCGCUUGUGGUACCUCUGUACCGGCACUUGCUCCUCUUUUCGAGGGUACAUAGGCCCUGCAUCGUCAAGGUGGGAUACCUGCUCCUGUGUACUGGUGGGUUUGUACUGGAGGCCUCCACCCGCAGCCUGGUGGAAGUGGUUUGAAAGGGCGCCAGUGAGGCCGUGGGGUUUGCCUGAAACUUCUGUGGCUGCCGUUU